This is a messenger RNA of Ruditapes philippinarum (Manila clam), 678 nucleotides long. RefSeq names its product tripartite motif-containing protein 29-like. The record is from RefSeq and is a predicted model, not a curated record. The transcript has a single exon. NCBI's taxonomy places the organism in Eukaryota, Metazoa, Mollusca, Bivalvia, Venerida, Veneridae. Gene Ontology annotation, molecular function: zinc ion binding. Bases 1 to 678 code for a protein of 225 amino acids.
AUGGGAAGAAAAGGCAAGAAAAUGGAAAAACAAAAACCUACUACCACAGAUACAAUUCAAGGAAACAGGGAUGUUUUUUCUUCAUUUUGUGACGAGCACAAUUAUGCUAUAGAAAUGUUUUGUGUGGAUUGUGACAAAGUGAUCUGUGUUAUUUGCUAUAACACACAGCACAAAAGUGGCAAUCAUCAGAUACUGACAAUUAAAAAAGCAGCUACUAAUUGCGCUAAAACUAAGGAGUUUGCUGAGUAUGAAAACAAUCUUUCUACCAUUUCCACACAAGUGCAUAAAACAUUAAAACAUAAUGAUUUUUUAAAAACAUUAACGGAAAUACUGAAAAGAAAAGUAGAAUCUUCGAUUAAGAAACAGAAACAAUACCUGAUCGAUCUGAUAGAGACACAUAACCGGGAAUUAAAUGAGAGGAAUCAGCAUAAGUACGAAAACGCCAAGACAGGGUUACUUACAUUGAAUGAGCAAUUGAGUAUGAAGGAAAGAGAAACUUUAGAAAUUUGCCAGGAAAUCAAUGAAAAAAAGGAAAGUGGACAAAACGUUGCGUUGUUUAUAGCUAUGAAAAAAUCGCAAGAUAAUUUAGAGCAAAUUGAAAACCAGCUAGAAAAAAAAAUUAUAUUGAAAGGUAACUAUAUGCGAUAUAUCUAUAGAAACUUCUACAUUCAUACUUAA